Dibothriocephalus latus is the source of this 303-nucleotide messenger RNA. The record is from the annotation of a GenBank genome assembly. NCBI's taxonomy places the organism in Eukaryota, Metazoa, Platyhelminthes, Cestoda, Diphyllobothriidea, Diphyllobothriidae.
CUGGAACCACCAUUUACGUNNNCAGGGAUCGAUUACUUCGGACCAUUUCAAGUGAAGGUUGCCCGACGGUCGGAAAAGAGGGAUUGUUCCUUUUCACAUGCUUCAGCAUCCGUGCGGUUCACACUGAGCUCUUCUCGAACUUUGAGACUGAUUCUUCCCUAUGUGCAUUUGGCAGGUUCGUCGCUUGAAGAGGAUGCCCAGGAAGGCUCUACAACCAAAAAGAUAAUGAACGACAGACCGCUGGUUAAGAACAGCGCGGACCAAAGCAAAUAUGCUGUGCUCACUACGCAACAUUUUUGCUGA